Molecule: messenger RNA, 2798 nt
Organism: Ixodes scapularis (black-legged tick)
Lineage: Eukaryota; Metazoa; Arthropoda; Arachnida; Ixodida; Ixodidae
Exons: 3
Coding region: 1230-1787 (185 amino acids)
Source: RefSeq, a predicted model, not a curated record
CUCUUGCCUGACAAAGCUAGUCAACCUUAAUUGUUUUACGGGUGUUUAUAUCAAGGAAUAACGAAUGCCUCUUGUCUGCAGCUAAAUGAUAACUUGUUAGACCAGCAGCCACAUUUGCACAACAGAAGUGAUUAUCAUUUCCAGUUUUAUUUUGAAAUUUUAGUGUCCUCGUCUUGUUCUUUUGAUUUUAUUGUGUCCAGUCAUUUUGCUUAGGAGCCCUGACAAGCCCAAAUUCAUACUUUCUUUGUCUAAAUAAGAAAAAAAUAAAAAAAAAAUCUCGAAAGAAACGUUCAGCACACUAGCAGACCCCUUAAAAAUCCCAGUCCUCGUCUCCCUUCUGGGCUGCUCCCAUCGUUUAUCUCGGGACGUCGCAGGAAAGCCACAUCACCCUCAUUCCUCAAGGCUUUCCCGUGGCGUCCCUGGAUAAACAAGAGGAGCCCAGUAGGGAAACGAGAACCCAGAUUUUUAAAGGGUGUGCUAGCAUUCUAGGAAUGUUGUUUUGAUUGGCAAUUAUCUCCUUAUGUAUUUUUUUUAUUUUUAGGACAAAAAUUUGAAGUUUGGCCUUUAACUGAUUCAGAGUACUGUUCUUGCUCGUUUAGUUCAAUAAAUAUUUUGGCUGGCACUUUCUGUCUGCUUUUCUGUGAAAAUAAUUCAAACUUUUUUGUGUGUGUUGGUUUCAUGGUUUUCAAGGAGCCUGAGCAGCAUCCGUCGCAAGCCAGUUCGGCAGUUGCAUGGGUGACCCAAAAAAGCCAGUCAGCUAUCAAGCAUCGUCUAAUGUCAACAGAGGUCUCCUCAAGCAAUCGAAUGGAGAAGGAAGGGCUGGUCGGGGCGUUCAAACCCCUCCAAGAACAAGGUGUCGAGGUUGGCACAAUCGUAACUGACCACCACCGUGAGGUAAACGCUUACCAGCGGAUCAACCACCCUGCCAUGCAGCACCGCUUUGAUGCUUGGCACUUUGCAAAAGGUGGGAGCUUGCUUAGUAUCAUUUUUUAUGCUUAGCACGUAUUUUUAAUGCAUCAGAAUUCGAAUAGCAUAUUUUUACUCAAACUCCAGUCUUUUCAAGUCCUUGCAUUUUAUGUGACGAAAAUUGUUUAGGUAUCAAAAAGAACAUAGAUGCAGUUAAAAGGACAAAGGCACAUGAGGUGCUGUGUAAGUGGAAAAGCACCAUCACACGCCACCGUACCAGCGACGGUGAUGGCGACCUUGUCCUUGCCAAGUGGAAGUCCAUCAUGCAGCACGUCAUGGACGUCCACAUCCACAGAGAUCCUCUGCAUCCAACCUGUGCGCAUGGCGACAUCGGACACCGGAAAUGGCUGGAGGAAGGCAAGCCUAGUAGAGGUACCUGCUGCUCCUAUCUGUACCUAAAAAUUCCUCACUUUUGUACAGGCACAGAAACCUUCAGGCAACUGGAGUCUGUACUCAUGCCCGGCCAUCUGCUCAGAGACAUCCCCAGGAUCUCACCUAAGGAGCAGACAUACGCAUUAGAAUCCUUCCAUGGUAUCCUGGUCCAUUUCGCACCAAAGUCGAGCAAAUUCAAGUAUGAGGGAAUGCUGGCACGAACCCAGAUAGCGGACAUCCACUACAACUUCAAUGCAGAGAGGGCCAUAAAGCUGACAGCGGAUGGCGAGGAACAGUAUGCCCAGCGUUGGUCGAAGGCAGACAAGCAGUGGAGGUUGAUCGUCCUGAAAAAGGCAGCAGCAUACGGUAAGAACGCUUGGAGUAAUGUAAUUAAUAUCAGAAAAAUUGAGAUCAUGGGGUUAUCGCAAACCAUAUAUGGAGAUAGUUGAGAGCACUAAAUCAUAAACUUGCCUCAAUUGCCUUGUUUGUUCCAGGCUAUGUCAGCAAGCUAAUUGAUGCUGUCCUGGCCUGCGUGGCACACUGGCCUACCUACGAGUUGGCGGCACAAGCACAAGCUGCGCAACGCGUCGUGCAUGCAACCCUCGCAGACAGGUGUGGACCACGACCAAGCAAGGGAGAGCCAGUGAAACGCCACCGUUCAAAGAUUUCCGUGUGAUCAUUUCGUGUCACGAGCUUUUCCUCGUGUUGUAUUCACGUAGGCCUGGUGUGUAUUCCUCCUGCGUCAAUUCUGUGUCCGAAGAACUUGGCUUUGCGAACUGCAAACUGACAUUUUUUCUUUCUUCAGCCAAAGGCCUGCGUCUUUGAGUUGGGACAGUACUUGGUCCAGACGUGCAGCAUGUUGUUUACAACUAUCUCCACUCACAAUGAUAUCGUCAAAGUAGAUACUUAUGCCCUGAAUAUGUCAGCCAAGGUUGUUUCCAUUGUACGCUGAGAAAUUGCGGGUGCCGCUGAUAUCUCGAAAGGCAGGCAUUUCACCUUGUACAAGCCCUUUAUGGUGUUGAUAGUCAAGACAGCUGCUGUGGCUUCAGACAAUUUCAAUUGUUGGUAGGCUUGGCACAGGUCCAACGUCAAGAAAAUGGUGCCCCCUCUCAGAUUCGCCACAACUUCUGUAGUUGGUAGUGAGUAGGCUGCCUUGUCUGUAGCGGAGUUGACAGUCGGCUUCCAGCAGUGUUUCGACAUAGGAUUUAACUUUUUGUUUAAAGUGUUUAAAAGGACAUUUCUCUGGAUUUAGUCAACUAUGUAUAAAAUGUGCAUAAAAGGAAGCUGAUUAUGUUCAGAAUAAAUGUUUGUAAUUUGCAGUCUGGUAAUAUUUUUUUGCUUUGUAAAUGGCAUUGAUUGACUUGUAUAUGCAUUGACAAGACACUUCUGUGGCACUGAUUAUAGCUUCUGCUAUAAAUAACCGUGUAAUCGAACUGAAAUAAACGUAAGCAAUAAACUUG